CUAAAUGUCCUCCCACAUUGAUUGAUUCCUUUAGUUUAAUGUUCCAUUUUUAUAAUGGCUUAAACAUUGAUAGUAAAAAGGAACUUGAUUAUUCUUCUCCGGGUGGUUCUUUCCUUGAGAUGACACCCGAAGAAAAUGAGGCAUUGAUCAAUAAAGUGACUUCAAAUUCUCGUUAUUGGUAUGAUGAUCGUGCCCCAGUUUCUUCUUCUCAAGGAAGGAUUGAAGUUGAUGAAGCAACUGCGCUUAGAGCACAGAUUGAGGCAUUGAACGUUAAAAUUAAAAACCUAGAGAAGAAUCAAGUUCCACCAUUUAGGGGUAGUGUAAAUUCUGUUUCGUACAAUUCUUAUGCCCCUCAUUCACAAUCUUCUGAAUUGGUCCUUUCUUGCGAAAAUUGCAUGGGUUCUCACUUAACAUCUACUUGUCCUUAUGAUGAUUUUAAUUCUCAUGAUGUUAAUCUUAUGGAAUAUGCUCAGAUAGCAAACCAAGAACAUGCUUCUUGCAAUCUUGUAAAUGCUAUUGAUGCUUUAGAUGACUUUUGGUUUGGCACCUCUUCUGUUGAAGAUGGCCCACGUGAGGAAGGUAUUAUAAGCAUGGCCAAUUCAGCAGAAGAGAAAUAUGUUGAGUUGAUGGAGUUGUGUGAUAAGGCUUUACAGGAAGAAGAGAAUGCAGAGCAAGUUUUGGGUGUUCAGGCUGAAGAGGAUGAAGAAGAAGAGAAUGAACCUGAGCCUACUCCUGAACUAAAACCAUUACCCUCCCACUUGGAGUAUGCAUUCUUAGAUGAAGAAGAGAAGUGCCCAGUCAUUAUUGCAUCUGACCUAACCGAGGAGCAGAAGGGUAAGCUAAUUGAUUUGCUUAAGCUUUAUGGGCAUGUUAUCGCUCGAAAGCUUGAGGACCUUAAGGGAAUUAGUCCCACCUUCUGCACCCAUAAGAUUUUUAUUGAAGAAGGGAAGAGACCAAUGGCGCAACAACCACGAAGGUUAAAUCCCAAUCUUAGGAAGAUGGCCGAAGAAGAUUAUGAGGAGGAGGCUCUCAAUGUCACGCUGCCAGCUGCAUUCGAGAUGCACUUGCCAUCAGGAGAGCCCCGUAAGCAUUUUCGCACAUGGGGAAGGAAGAGAACUCUUCUAGGGCCACUCUCUCUUGAUCAGGUGACCCUAGAGGAGUGGAGCCACUGGGAGGAGAUUGAUGGCCUACUUGCAGACUCUCGUUGGCGCUACUUACUCACCUUUGCAGAACAGUCUAGUUUGGAGCUGACGAUCGAGUUUCUUUGCACCUACGAGUGUCUGCAUGGUGGCCGGCCUAUUAAGGAUGCAGCUGAUGUCAGACCCGAUUCCACCUUGAAGUUCUCACUUAGUGGUCGAGCCUUCACCCUUUCCAUAGCCGAGUUCGGGCGUCAUUUGGGGAUAUACACUGAGGAGGAGGCACGCUCCCUUGUCUUUGCUGCUCUUCCGUAUUCCUUACCUUCAGAGUUCAGCCUUGAGCAGUUCUGGCGACAGCACUCCCUGUCGACGACACCGUUCAACAAGAACACAGCACAUACUUGUCAGUGGAGGAGCAGCGCCUGGAGGAUACUCUGUUUUGUGCUUUCACAUGGUCUUUUUGGUCGUCCGACUAACUCAAAUCGGAUUGGCAUGAAGGACAUAUACUUCUUUUGGAGUGUGGCAGAAAGGGUUCAGGUGAACUUGGCUAUCUUCAUGGCUCAGUUCUUCCUACUUCAGGGGAAGAGCCAGAGGAAGACUCUUCAGGCAGGACCCUUUGUUACUCGCCUUGCACGUUCCCUUCUACCCCAGAUGCCAGGUAAUUUGCUUCCCAUUGACCAGAGCAUUCGCCCUCUGAGCACCACAACUCUCACGAAGAUGGGGAUCGCGAAGAGACGUCGAGUAGAGGAGACUGAUGAGCCAACCCUGGAUUUCUUUGAUGGGCUUGAUACCACCGUCCAUUCUCCCAUUCCAGACGCCACCACGGAGACUUUCAUGGCUGGGGGUUCUUCUUUUGUUCAGCCCGGGACGUACACAGCCUCGUCGAGUGGUGCUGAUCCAACCAUGCUCCAGAAGAUCCUAGAGGAGAUGAUGAAGAUGAACACGAGGAUGGGUGCUAUCGAGACCAGCAUACAAGAUGUGAAGGACAUCAUGGAGACUGACCAUAGUGCCCAUGUGAAGCAAAUGAAGAGGAUGAAUGAACGCCUAGAGUCUCACACUCAGAAGCUCCAUGAGCUUGAAAUGAUGCUCGGUAAGAAGUCUGCGCCUCCAGCUCCUUCAUCUAGAGCCAGCCACCAGUAGCGAAGAUAUUUUAAUUUCUGUUGAUUUGAAACAAUUUUAUUUUGACUUGGCCUGUUUAAUUUGCUACUCUAAUUUAUGCAAACAUUUAUGGUUAAAG
Molecule: messenger RNA, 2373 nt
Organism: Cuscuta campestris
Lineage: Eukaryota; Viridiplantae; Streptophyta; Magnoliopsida; Solanales; Convolvulaceae
Source: the annotation of a GenBank genome assembly